This is a messenger RNA of Cololabis saira (Pacific saury), 767 nucleotides long. RefSeq names its product troponin I, slow skeletal muscle-like. Gene Ontology annotation, biological process: muscle contraction. The transcript is spliced from 8 exons. Gene Ontology annotation, cellular component: troponin complex. Lineage: Eukaryota; Metazoa; Chordata; Actinopteri; Beloniformes; Belonidae. The record is from RefSeq and is a predicted model, not a curated record. The coding region runs from base 159 to 731 and encodes 190 amino acids.
UAUUUGCGGGUCCUCUCACCGCCCACCCCACAUAAAAAGCCGCCCAUUGUCUGCGGCAGCUGCUGUUUCGACUCCCUUCAUCCCCGUCAGACACCAGCUCACAGGUGUUGUGACUUUACAAUUCCCGGUGGAGUGAGGAGCCCCACAGCCCCGCAGCCAUGAAUCCCAAAGGGGGGGAUAAGCCGAAGUCGAAGAUUUCGGCUUCUCGCAAGCUCUCCCUUAAAAUGCUCCUCCUCCAGAGGGCCUGCGAGGAUUUGGAGAAGGAGACGCAGGACAGGGAGGAGGAGAAAGUGCGUUAUCUCGGGGACAAGCUGCCCCCGUUGCAGAUGUCUGGAUUGCCACCAGGAGAUCUGCAAGCUCUGUGCAAAAAGCUUCAUGAUCAAAUCAACGUUGUGGACGAGGAGCGGUACGACUGUGAACACAAAGUGAUCAAACACAACAAAGAUAUCCACGAGCUGAAACUGAAAAUACAGGACCUUGGAGGCAAGUUCAAAAAGCCGGCCCUGAGGAAGGUGAGGGUGUCGGCUGACGAGAUGAUGAGGGCUCUCCUGGGAUCCAAACACAAGGGCUCCAUGGACCUGAGAGCCAACCUCAAGUCUGUGAAGAAGGAGGACGUCAAAACGGACAAGGUGCUCACCAGUGAAGUGGGCGACUGGCGUAAGAACGUGGAGGCCAUGUCGGGCAUGGAGGGCCGCAAGAAGAUGUUCGACACCGGCGGCGGAGGCCAGUGAGACGGCGCGAGCGACGAUCGCCCUCACCGCGACAAA